Molecule: messenger RNA, 1476 nt
Organism: Acyrthosiphon pisum (pea aphid)
Lineage: Eukaryota; Metazoa; Arthropoda; Insecta; Hemiptera; Aphididae
Gene: Cox10
Product: COX10 homolog, cytochrome c oxidase assembly protein, heme A: farnesyltransferase
Biological process (GO): heme A biosynthetic process
Cellular component (GO): membrane; mitochondrion
Molecular function (GO): protoheme IX farnesyltransferase activity
Source: RefSeq, marked validated
GGAAUAUUUGUGUUAGCCCGAUGUUUGACUCGAACUUUGAAAACAUUUUGAACAUCUCAAGUCUAAAUAUCCACGAUUUUCACAUGUUCAAUGGGUCUAGUUCUUUCAGGCUCAUUGAAUAAAAAUGAUUGAGCUUUUUAGUCCGUCAGAGAAGUAUAAAAUACACCAUGUAUCACAUUUUAAGGGCCAUCCAACGCGAUGGUUAUCAGAUCAACAAAAGCUCAGGAACUUGUUUGACAUGUUCUUUUAUUCGAAGACAGAUUUCGCAAUCAACAUUGAAACCAAAGCCACUUAUUGCAACUAACGUAACGGUUGAUAAGCAUUUACCCAUAUCGUCAGUCAUUCGACCACCUACAGUACUAGAACCUGUUAUUGAAAAUAAUCGCAGUGACAAAGAAUGGACAGAAUCGAGAAUAGAUAUGAAAGAUUUACACCAACAUUAUUUAAAACUUUCAAAAAGUCGACUGACAAGUUUGGUGGUUGUAACAACAAUGGCUGGUUAUGCGAUGGCACCUGCUCCAUUUGACUUAGUAACAUUCAUACUUUGCAGUGCUGGUACUGGUAUGGUAUCUGGAGCAGCAAAUUCUAUUAAUCAAUAUCAUGAAGUUCCAUUUGAUGCUCAAAUGUCUAGAACUAAGAAUCGGUUACUUGUCCGAGGCAUAUUAACACCAAUACAUGCUCUUACGUUUGCGGCAGUUAGUGGAUCAUUGGGAUUAGUAACUUUAUAUUAUGGCGUAAAUCCUGUAACUGCUGCUUUGGGUGCUGCAAAUCUGUUUUUAUACACAUCCAUUUAUACACCAAUGAAACGUCUAAGUAUUUUAAAUACAUGGAUUGGUUCAGUAGUUGGUGCGAUUCCACCGUUAAUGGGAUGGGCAGGUUGUACAGGUGGUGUGAUAGACUCUGGCGGUUUAUUACUCGCUGGUCUACUUUAUGCAUGGCAGUUUCCACAUUUUAAUGCACUUUCUUGGAACCUUAGACCAGAUUACUCAAGAGCCGGUUACAGAAUGAUGUCUGUUACUAAUCCAGGUUUAUGUAGAAGAACAGCAUUACGCUACACUAUUGGAGUUUUUGGUCUAUGUUGUGCAGCACCGUUUUGUGAAUUGACUAAUAUUUAUUUUUCAAUCGCUGUUUCUCCAUUAAAUGCUUAUUUUGUGUACUUAGCUUGGAAAUUUCAUCAAAAUUCUGACAGUAAGACUUCACGUAAUUUAUUUAGAUUUUCACUUAUACAUUUACCAGCCUUGAUGAUAUUAUUACUUGUCAAUAAACAUGGUUUGUGGUCUGGAAACAGCAAACCAAAAGAAAAUAGUGAAGUAAUCACAGUUAACAAGGAUGAAAAAAUUAUUAGUUCAAUUUUCAAAAAAGCGGAACCAUUAUAAUUUAUACAUUGUUCAAAUGUACUUUAGUUUCUUCAUUGUUACUAAUUAUUUAAUUUCAGUUUUGAUGUUAAAUAAACAGAAUAAAGCAAUUUUUGUUGAA